AAGUCAACUGAGAAUCAGAGUGCAUAACAACAGCAACGAUGUAAUCCACCUUAGGUAUACUAUAAAUCUGUGUAACAAACAAGCUGCCCAUUUCAGUUCAACGUCAAUUCUUCCAACGCCAACACCUCCGGGAAUUAAAACUGCCAAAAUAAGUGAAAAGUGCAUAUUUCAACAACGUAAAAUGACAUCCUCGAGACGCGUUUUCGUAACGCUUAAUUUCGUUGUGUGCAUAACUUUCGUUCAAGCUGUCACUAAUGUAGAUCCGUCAUCACGCGAACUCGAUCAAUUCCAUUAUUGCAUGCGUCAGUCGCAGCAUCCGAGUCUGCGCGAGUGCAUCGGCCGCACAGCCCUCAAUUUCCUGCAACGCUUCGAUGAACAGGAUAAUUACACAUUCUUCAGGGAUUUAGUUUCUACGAAGAAUGAUAAAAUUUCAGCGCGCUCUUUGGUAAAUUUUUUGGACACGGACCCUGUGGAUUUUAGAGGAAUAUUGGAAAAUGCUGGUGCUGUAAUGGGCCAACGUGGACUUGAAUGGCACAUGGAUGCAAUAUAUCCGGGACUAAUGUUCAAGAUUGGACCCACUGCCGAUACAAAUAGUGUGGCGCAGUUUGUGCUCGAUCCAUCUGCUGUUGAGCGAAACUUUGGCUAUGAAGAGCCAUCAACAGCCCGCCUCUUAGCAAAACAAUACUUAUUGCCAUUUUUGCUUGGCUUUAAAUUCAACUUGGUCGCACUGGUGCCACUUGUGUUCGCCGGUAUUUGCUUGCUGCUGAAGAAGUCGCUUUUCUUGGCUAAGUUCGCCAUUUAUCUAAGCAGCUUUUUAGGCGUUGGUGGAGCUUUAACUGCGCUAAGUGCUGGUGCUGGUGCAGGUGGAUUUGGUGGCUUUGGACUCUUCGGCGGAGGCGGCGGUGGUCUUCCACUGGGACCUCCACCCUUCAAGUCUCACGCGCAUGCAAUUGGUGGUGGCGAUGGGUACUUACCCGGCAAUGUAGGUAUUUUUAAUCAACACUAUGAAAACGAUGAACUUCAUCACCAUCCACCAUACAAACGCAACGAUCGUAAAAUAAACUUCGAGAAGCCACGUGAGUAUGCAUCACGUACAACAGUAACAUCAACAACGCCCGCUCCUGACCGAUUUUACGACUAUGAGAAGCAAAUGGCCAUGAUACAUAACAGAAGCGGAAAGUUAAGGUCAACAUACGGGAAACUCGGUCCUAGUGCUUAUGAUGACGACGAAGGUGAGGUAAAAAUUACUGAUUUCAAGACAACCAAUCAGGAUCACAAUGGUUGGAAAGUCGUUGAUUUGAGGCUGUGAACGGAUAAGACGUCUUCAUUCACUUUUUAAUUAAGUAAAUUAUUUUAUACAGAUGUACAUACUUUAUAUGUAAAUAGUUAAGGCAUACGUAUAUUUUUAAGUAAUUAAACAGAAAAGUUUUUAAACAUGCUUAGUCAUUUCAAGUAAUAUCAAAUGAAAGGUUUUCAGAAUAAAUCAGAAUGUUUCGAACACAUCAAAUCGUGUCAACAGACUUACGGAAAGAAAACAUUCUUUGACUUAGGAAUAUACUGUUUUUUGGAUGGCCUACUUUAUAUUGAAGUACAUCCAGUCCGAAAAUCGGAAUGCAUACACUGUGAAGUUGUGAAUCUGAGAAAAGGCCACCUUUCCCACUUUCUUUGGAGCAGAUUCGUCAGUUGAAGUGAAUCCUUUUUCUAAAUACUUAUCGGACCGACCGUGCAAUAACUCGGGCUUGGUAGUAACUUUGAAUUUUUUUCGCAUUUUGGAAUAUUGUUGGAGCCAGUAAUAUACUGUCUAAUACUGACGAACCAAUUUUUCAAUACAACUCCUUUUUAAUCCAC
Messenger RNA from Bactrocera oleae (olive fruit fly), 1848 nucleotides. RefSeq names its product Osiris 10a (gene Osi10a). The record is from RefSeq and is a predicted model, not a curated record. Lineage: Eukaryota; Metazoa; Arthropoda; Insecta; Diptera; Tephritidae. Gene Ontology annotation, cellular component: membrane.